UUCUACUAACUUUCCAAGUAAAAACCUGUAAUUAAGUUGGUGCAAUAACUAAACAUGCACUAUAGUAACCUAUGGUGGAGGACUCAAGGGCUGUUCGGUUCUUUGAUCGGAGGGAUUACUAUACUGCUCAUGGGGAAAACGCGACUUUCAUUGCAAAGACAUAUUACCACACAACUACUGCUUUGCGACAAUUGGGAAAUGGGUUGGACAGUCUCUCCAGUGUAAGUGUCAGCAAAAACAUGUUUGAAACUAUUGCUCGUGAUCUUCUUCUGGAGAGAACAGAUCACACUCUUGAACUCUAUGAGGGUAGUGGCUCUAACUGGAGGCUGGUGAAAAGUGGUACACCUGGUAAUCUAGGCAGUUUUGAAGAUGUUCUAUUUGCCAACAAUGAGAUGCAGGACACGCCUGUUAUCAUUGCUCUAUUUCCAAACUUCCGUGAAAAUGGGUGCACUGUGGGGUUGGGUUAUGUUGACUUAACCAAGAGAGUACUUGGCUUGGCUGAAUUUCUUGAUGAUAGCCAUUUUACAAAUGUUGAGUCAGCUUUGGUUGCUCUUGGUUGCAAGGAAUGCCUUUUGCCCAUGGACAUUGGAAAAUCCAGUGAAUGUCGAACGCUGAAUGAUGCAUUGUCCAGAUGUGGUGUUAUGGUGACUGAAAGAAAGAAAUCUGAGUUUAAAGCAAGGGAUUUGAUGCAGGACCUUGGCAGGCUAGUUAAAGGUUCUGUUGAACCAGUUCGAGACUUAAUUUCAGGAUUUGAAUUUGCUCCUGGUGCUUUGGGAGUAUUACUGUCUUAUGCAGAAUUACUGGCAGAUGAAAGCAACUAUGGUAAUUAUACAAUCCAAAGGUAUAGCCUUGACAGCUACAUGAGGUUAGAUUCUGCUGCUAUGAGGGCACUGAAUGUCCUGGAAAGUAAAACUGAUGCAAACAAAAAUUUUAGUUUGUUUGGUCUUAUGAAUAGAACAUGUACUGCUGGGAUGGGAAAACGAUUACUUCAUAUGUGGCUAAAACAGCCUCUCUUAGAUAUCAAUGAAAUAAACUCAAGGCUGGAUUUGGUGCAAGCAUUUGUGGAGGAUACUGAACUUCGCCAAGAUUUGAGGCAACAUCUGAGGAGAAUUUCAGAUAUUGAACGGCUUAAGCACAAUCUUGAAAAGAGAAGAGUUGGUUUGCAGCAUAUCAUAAAACUUUAUCAGUCAAGUAUAAGACUUCCCUUCAUUAAAAGUGCCUUGGAAAGAUAUGGUGGACAAUUUUUAUCCUUAAUCAAGGGAAGGUAUUUGGAUCUCCUUGAGCAUUUGACUGAUAAUGAUCACUUGUCUAAGUUCAUUGCUCUGGUGGAAACUGCUGUUGAUCUUGAUCAACUUGAAAAUGGCGAGUACAUGAUUUCACCUGGUUAUGAUUCUGCGCUUUCUGCUUUGAAAGAUGAACAAGAGUCACUGGAGCGUCAAAUACACAAUUUGCAUAAACAGACUGCCUUUGACCUUGAUCUACCUAUAGACAAGGCAUUAAAGUUAGAUAAGGGCACACAGUUCGGACAUGUUUUCAGAAUUACAAAGAAGGAAGAGCCAAAAAUUAGGAAAAAGCUUACCACCCAAUUUAUUGUUCUAGAGACCCGGAAGGAUGGAGUGAAAUUCACAAACACUAAGCUUAAGAAAUUAGGGGAUCAAUAUCAAAAGGUAAUUGAGGAAUACAAGAAUUGUCAAAAAGAGCUGGUCAACAGAGUUGUUCAAACCUCAGCUACUUUCUCUGAGGUGUUUGGGUCUCUAGCUGGAUUGCUUUCUGAAUUGGAUGUCUUGCUUAGUUUUGCUGAUUUGGCUUCUAGUUGUCCUACCCCAUAUACAAGACCUGAAAUCACUCCACCGGAUGUGGGAGAUAUUAUAUUAGAAGGGAGCAGACAUCCUUGUGUGGAGGCUCAAGACUGGGUGAAUUUUAUACCAAAUGAUUGUCGACUUGAGAGGGGGAAGAGCUGGUUUCAGAUUAUCACAGGGCCUAAUAUGGGUGGAAAAUCGACAUUUAUCCGGCAGGUUGGUGUUAACAUUUUGAUGGCACAAGUUGGUUCUUUUGUUCCCUGUGAAAAAGCUAGCAUUUCUAUUCGUGACUGUAUUUUUGCUCGUGUUGGUGCUGGUGACUGUCAACUACGUGGAGUUUCCACCUUCAUGCAAGAAAUGCUUGAAACUGCAUCAAUACUUAAAGGAGCUACUAAUAAGUCAUUGAUCAUAAUCGACGAAUUGGGGCGUGGGACUUCAACCUAUGAUGGCUUUGGUUUGGCUUGGGCCAUAUGUGAGCACAUUAUUGAAGAGAUCAAGGCACCAACUUUGUUUGCAACUCACUUCCAUGAACUGACUGCGUUAGGUCAUGAAAAUACUGAUAUUGAGCCCCAGAGAAAACAGAUUACUGGUGUGGCAAACUAUCAUGUUAGUGCUCACAUUGACUCAUCAAAUCGCAAGCUGACAAUGCUGUAUAAGGUUGAACCAGGGGCUUGUGAUCAAAGUUUUGGUAUUCAUGUAGCAGAAUUUGCCAAUUUUCCUGAAAGUGUUGUUGCACUUGCUAGAGAAAAGGCUGCUGAAUUGGAAGAUUUCUCAUCAGCAUCAGUUAUUUCAAAUGAUGCUAGAGAAGAGGUGGGUUCCAAGAGGAAGAAAGAGGGUGAACUGGAUGACAUGUCAAGGGGUGCUGCCAGGGCUCACAAAUUUUUGAAGGAGUUUACUGAUAUUCCAUUAGAGUCAAUGGACCUGGAGCAAGCUCUACAACAAGUGUCCAAGCUGAGAGAUGACCUAGAAAAGGAUGCAGGAAAUUGUAAGUGGCUCCAACAGUUCUUCUAGGUUAUCCCUGACUGAAGAUAAUCUCUUUUGUUCUUGGCUUGCAAACUCAUCUCCAUGCGGGAAAUGUCUUGAAUCGUUAAUAGCAAACAUUGCUUCCAGUCAUUUACUUCUCCGGUUUUGUCUCCCUAUGAUACAUUUAGCCAUCACUGCAGCCUGCAGGAGGUAGCAGACCUCUCUACCUCAUUGUAACCUUUUUUUUCCCUUGGCAUAUGGAGGUUAGUGUGUUGGUUCAUGUAAAUUGCUUGACCUAAUGUCGAAAUUUCAAAUUCAGUAAGAAAUGCAAUAGCAUAAU
Molecule: messenger RNA, 3102 nt
Organism: Rubroshorea leprosula
Lineage: Eukaryota; Viridiplantae; Streptophyta; Magnoliopsida; Malvales; Dipterocarpaceae
Source: the annotation of a GenBank genome assembly